This is a messenger RNA of Mycena indigotica, 508 nucleotides long. RefSeq lists its product as uncharacterized. Bases 182 to 508 code for a protein of 108 amino acids. NCBI's taxonomy places the organism in Eukaryota, Fungi, Basidiomycota, Agaricomycetes, Agaricales, Mycenaceae. The record is from RefSeq and is a predicted model, not a curated record. The transcript has 7 exons.
GUAGUCCCAUCGAAACGGGACAGCGUCGCUCGUCAAGCCGUGCAAGACGCCCAUUGGGAUUCGCACUCGCGCGAGGUCGUCCGCGAGGUAGCCAACGGAGCCGAGGAACCCGCGCAGCAAGUCGCGGUUCGUCGGCGUCUUCCAAUUCAAGACGGAAUCCACCUUAUCCGGGUCCAUCCGGAUGCCUUGGUCGUCGACAAUACGACCAAGUACCUUCAAUUCCGGCUUCAAGAGCUGGAGCUUGUUGGCGCUAAGGGUAUUGGAUCGCCGAACAGGUAAUUCAUUAACGACUGGAGUGCUCACAGCAGUUCGCUCGACGUGCUCGGGCACAACACGUAUCUCGCGAGACGCGCCGCAAAAUACCAUCCAUAUCGGGCAAAGUUUCGGCGGGUUGGACUUCGCCUUCGGGAUGAGCAGCAUCGGGGCAGUGUUGCCCGAGUUGGUAACCUGCCAGCGGCCGGCCUUAAGCGCGAAGGUCGCCACGGGAGGACUUUGUCCGCAUCAAUAA